GAGAAACAUCCAAGUGGGAAUCUGGAACACGUCUUUGUGGGAUCAAAUCCAGGACUUCUGGCAUGAUAGAACAAUGCGCUGUUUACCUCGUUCGCGCUCCAGAUAUUGAAUUCAAUUUCUAUUAAGCUGCCGGUGGCGACGAGCUCGGAUCGACGAGGACGACGACGACGACGACGACGGAGGAAGAAGAGGAGGAGGCGGAGGAGAUGCACCUCGAGGAUUAUCACGGCGAGCGGAGCGAGGAGGACGACGUGCGACGCCCCGUUCUGGAACAAGAUGACUUCGUCGACGACAGUUCCCUGCCCGAUCUGAUGUCCAUGGCGAUGACCGGCAUAGGCAUUGACGUCGUCCAACCGUACUGUUGGACGACCUCGCAAAUGACGGACAACAGCGUGUUCUUCUCCCCGUUGGAAAUCAGCACGGAUCCGAGGGAUUAUCUCGACUGGGAUCAGGUACCCGUUGUCUUUCAGUAUCCUUCCAACGGCGAUGGAUCGCCGGCUGAUAGCACCUGCAGCGAGGCGAUUACACCGACUUGGAGCAAUGCGAUGACAGCGACGACGACGAUGACGACGACGACGACGACGACGAUGACGACAAUGACGACGACGACGACGACAACAACGACGACGACGACGACGACGACGACGACGACGACGAUGACAACGAUGACGACGGCGACAGAUCAUGGUGAGGAUAAGUCAUCAGACUGCCGGAAGUUACCAUCGAUGGGCUCAGCCUUCUCCUUCUCGCGCACCUUCAACAACACGAUUUUUCCGGAAUACGGAGCAGAAUCACAGGACGAUUAUCAGGAUUAUCCCGAUUGCCAAGAGGACAUGGUGUCGCUGUUGAUGAGCAUUCAAAAUGAUGUCACGGUUCAGAACUUCAGUCCCUCGAUCGCCGACGAAUUUGACCUCAGUCUGAUCAGAGGUGACCCAACAUCGUUGUUAAGCAAUGUGGACUCACCAUCGUCAUCAUCGAUGACUUGUCUCGCGAGCGAUGAACAGCAGGAACCAUUUCAGAGCUUUAAUCCGCCGUAUUACGCGGUUGGACAUCUCGUUUCUUCGCAGCAACAAUCGACGACGAUCAAUCUCGAUGGUGAACUCGUUGGAGCGAUGGACAAUUUCGGCAAUCAAGUGAUUCUGCCGCGGAACGAGGGCCUGCUGCUCGGGAAUAAUCGACGGGUCACCAGAUCGAAGAUUGCUGAGACCGAGAAAAAUGACAAAUCUUAUGAUUGCGCGAGACCAGUGGAUGAUAGCCUCACGUUGGCUUAUCAAUGCCGCUGGAUCGACUGCGGCUGUGCAUUUACGGAGCAAGAGGGCCUGGUGCGACAUAUCGAGAGGCGACACGUGGAGUCGUCCUCAACGAAUGCGCAUGGCCACGGUAGACGGAUCCAACGGGACCGGGAUAAAGAGCGAGAUGGCAAGGAGGCGAGAGAGGGUUUCUCUGGAACGGCCACGAUGACGGGCCGCGAAGACGAGUUCGCUUGUCUGUGGCAAGGAUGUCCACGCGCUCGACCGUUCAACGCGAGAUAUAAAUUGCUAAUUCAUAUGCGGGUACAUACGCAAGAGAAGCCGAAUAAAUGUCCGUUUGUUGGCUGCAAGAAGGCCUUCAGUCGUUUGGAAAAUUUAAAGAUCCACCAGAGAUCGCACACAGGCGAAAGGCCUUACGCGUGUCAACACAAUGGAUGCUCAAAAGCAUUUAGCAACAGCAGUGAUCGGGCCAAGCAUCAGAGAACGCAUUAUGACAGAAAACCAUACGCUUGCCAGAUAAGCGGCUGCGGUAAACGUUACACGGAUCCGUCGAGUCUUAGGAAGCAUCUGAAGAAUCACACAGAGAAUUCGAGUACAUUAUCCAAUCUGUUAUCAUCGGAUAAGGUACCAAUGAUUAACGUAACAGCCGGUGCGAUAGGUCACAAACUAAAUUCAACAAUUCCUCACCGAAGAAAUCAAGACACGUGCAUCCUCGAUGUGGAAACGAAUCAUUCGUCAUACAAAUUAUCUAAAACUUACGUCAAAGAGGAGAACGCGUUGCCAGACAAUACAUGUCAGCUGAACAGAAUCUCCCUGAAUUUCGACGGCAAUCAGCAGGAAUACGUGCCGAUCGAGUCGGUUCGUCAUCUUCUGAUCAACGACAUUACUAAUAUACAGAAUGAGAAUACAGGAUUCUGCGUGACUGCAGAAGAUGACGUGCCAGAUUUCCACGAGUUAGACGCUGACAUCGAGCGACAGUUUCACGAGCUGAGUGCUUUGAAUGAUGCUAUCUUCAUCGGAUGAGCCUUUUUCAGCCCAUCUCCGACGAAGAUGAAACAGGAAGCGAUGCGUGAAUGAACGGAAUAUAAUUUAAUAAGACAUAAUUGAACUCGCACCUCGAUUCGAUUAAUCCUUUGGAACUGACGGCAGGUUUAUUGGACUCACUCAGAAAUGCCGUGAGAGAUGAGCGUAACAAAGACGACGACUGUCAGCCAGGUGCGAAAAAUCCAGAAG
Atta colombica is the source of this 2483-nucleotide messenger RNA. RefSeq lists its product as uncharacterized. NCBI's taxonomy places the organism in Eukaryota, Metazoa, Arthropoda, Insecta, Hymenoptera, Formicidae. The record is from RefSeq and is a predicted model, not a curated record. Gene Ontology annotation, molecular function: DNA-binding transcription factor activity, RNA polymerase II-specific; RNA polymerase II cis-regulatory region sequence-specific DNA binding. Gene Ontology annotation, biological process: regulation of transcription by RNA polymerase II. The coding region runs from base 207 to 2273 and encodes 688 amino acids. The transcript has 7 exons. Gene Ontology annotation, cellular component: nucleus.